Neoarthrinium moseri is the source of this 564-nucleotide messenger RNA. RefSeq lists its product as uncharacterized. The coding region runs from base 1 to 564 and encodes 187 amino acids. Lineage: Eukaryota; Fungi; Ascomycota; Sordariomycetes; Amphisphaeriales; Apiosporaceae. The transcript has a single exon. The record is from RefSeq and is a predicted model, not a curated record.
AUGAUACAGAUGCAUUCCGCACGCAUAGAGACUGCCACCAGACUUUUGGAUGGAUAUAGCAGCCUCUCCGUACCAACCCUCCUUGAAACUCUAGCGGACAACUUCAGACACCGCAUCUUGCCCGAAAGUCUGGACAUGCCGAUUCGUGACAAGGAGGCAUUCGCGCAACAUGCAAUGGGCGUCUUCGGCAUCUUCGAAAAGUUCCAGAUGAUACCGGUCUCCGUUUACGAGGAUGAGGAGGCCGACGUGGUUGUAGUUCAUGCACAUAUGCGGGGUACGCUCAAGGCGGGGCCCCGGGAUCCGUGGGAGAACGAAUGCGUCAUGGUGAUUCACCUGUCGGCGGAUGGAAAUAAGGUUGUGGAAAUCUCCGAGUUUGUUGAUAGCACGAAGGCGGUACAGAUGAGGCAGAAGCAUGCUUCCAAGGUCUUCGCAAGCAACGGACAGCAGAAGGCAGUUUUGCGAGACACGCUGGUGCCCGACGUCAAGCAGAUCGCCGUACUCUGCAUUGCAUAUCACAUAUUGCUGAUUGUUUCUUCGCGGCUUUUCGGUCUAUCGUUUAUCUAG